Molecule: messenger RNA, 5714 nt
Organism: Rhododendron vialii
Lineage: Eukaryota; Viridiplantae; Streptophyta; Magnoliopsida; Ericales; Ericaceae
Exons: 10
Coding region: 179-5206 (1675 amino acids)
Source: RefSeq, a predicted model, not a curated record
AUUUGAAAUUGGCUCCGCGCUUCUAAACGACACAUCUCUACCAGUCAUCGGAACACUCUUGGGAACACCUCCGUCUCUCUCUCUCUCUCUCUCUGAAGCCGCAUCUCCGUCUAGAAUCCCUCAGUCAGUCAAUCUUCCAAACACUCUUGGGUGCAUUCAUGGCGCGUUCAAUCUGAAAAUGACAACCACAGAAAAGCUAUUCGUCCAGAUUUUCGACCGGAAGAAGCGGAUCACCGAACAAGUCAAGCAACGAACAGACUUGUACAGGCAACACCUCGCUUCGAAAAUUCUACUCGAUGGAUACAAUCCUCCUCUUUGGCUAUGGAACCCUAAUUUCAACUCGGAAUCUUCAGAUCCUCAAGGGUUGAAGAAAGAAGAGCUGAUUUCCGAACUUCUACUUUCUCAUCCACGACCUGCAGUUCCUUAUUCUGGCGGUCCCUACUCUGCGUAUGACAAGCCAGUCGUCGUACGAAAUAAUGUAGAGUUAUCAGAAGGGUUGUUAACCCAUGCAUCCAAAAAAGGUUUUAAUACAGGAGAUAGACCAAGAACCUUGCAUGAUAAUAACAUUGGAUGUGCCUUAAACAGCGUUCCGGAGUUGGAUCUUAAUUCUACUUCUCCUCAGGCGCAGGGUGAGGUGAGGAUCUCAGACAUUCAUCCCGACAAUGGUUUUAGUGCAAGGGAUAGGAUAACAACCAUGACUGAGUGUCAUGAUAAUGACGUUGGGUGUUCCUUUGAUUGUGUCCCUGAGUUCGAUAGUAGUGCUACCUCUCGUGAGCAGCAGGCUGAGGUGAGAAUCUCAUACAUUCGUAGUGACAAUGGUUUUAAUGUAGGAGAUAUGCCCAAUUGUUAUGAUAAUGACCUGGAUCAUGCCUUCAAUUUUGACCCUGACUUUAGUAAUGGUGCUGCCUCUCCUCGGGGGCAGACUGAAGUGAGAAUGGCUGUUACUUAUACUGCACCAGAUCAGUCACUUGCCAGGCUACAACGGUCCAAGUCUAGGCAAAAGGCUCUAGAGAUUCGCAAUUCUGCAAAAGCAGCAGCUAAAAGCCGUUAUGCCCCUGAAAAUCUCACUGGUGCUUGUUACAAUGGUAAUAAAAUGUCGAGGAUGGUUUCCCAAGAGAUAGAUCAUGAUAUUGAGUUAUUUGGAUUGGCUAAUUAUUCUGAUACCGUUAGAGAAUGCCAGGGUACAGCAAAGAAUCCUAACACUUAUCGUGGUAGAAUAACAAGAUCUAGAAGUUCUUACAAUCUAUCUAGUCAUGAGAGUAUUGCCAAGGAAGAUGGCUGUCCUACGAUAAGGUCACAAAGUACUUGUACUGAAGGAACAUCAAAGCCUGUAAGUUCAUCUUAUACUGCCAGCCAAAGAGUUGCACUGUCCAAAUCUGGUGCUUCUAAAAGGUGUCCUCUUGAUAACUCGCUGGACCGAAUGGAACGAUUUCAACUCAAUAAUGUGCCGGGCGGUGAAGUGGUGCCACACUGUCCUGACAGUAGUGCUAUUGUUAACAAGGAUGUAAAUGCUGAUAACAUUGUUGAAACCGAGGUUAUCUCAAAUGGGCUACUUGAAGGUAGUCACGAGAGUAUUGCCAAGGAAGAUGGCUGUCCUAUGAUAAGGUCACAAAGUACUUCGAUUGAAGGAACAUCAAAGCCUGUGAGUUCAUCUUAUACUGCCAGCCAAAGAGUUACACGGUCCAAAUCUGGUGCUUCUAAAAGGCCUCCUCUUGAUAACUCGCUGGACCGGAUGGAACGAUUUCACCUCCAUAAUGUGCCGGGUGGUGAAGUAGUGCCACGCUGUCUUGACAGUAGUGCUAUUGUUAACAAGGAUGGAAAUGUCGAUAACAUUGUUGAAACUGAGGUUAUCUCAGAUGGCCUUCUUGAAGCUCAGGCAGCCAUUUCUGAGUCCAACUUGGAUUUGGCUUGCCCAAGUGUAAGGUUUGAAGCUUCUAUCUCAAGGCCACCUGUUUUUGGUAUGUUUGUGAAGCCCAAGACACUAGACUUUGGUGACAUGGAAAAGUGCUUGAAUAAAAUUUCUGGUCCUAUGCUGGAAAAGGGAAGGCUGGAGAAAUCAGCUCCCAAAAUGAGUACUCCAGUGAAGUCUGCCACAUCAGAUGAUAAAAUAACUUUUUGUAACACUUCUGGAAAAUCUUUAGUGAAGCAAUCACUGGAGCCCAAUGCAUCAAACAAUAAGACAGACGCUUGGAGGGUUUCUUCAGGGACCUGUGUAGAGGAGUGUGUUGUACAUAAUGAAGAUGUAUCCAACAAUCUAAUGUAUGUCACAGAUAAGUCAAAAUCUAUCCAAGAAAUUCAGCACUCUCUUGUUUCUGAUGGGCCAGAUAAAUUGUUAUCGAGUGCUGGUAAGGGAUUUGAUGAAAAAUACAUGGUGCAAGUUCAAGAGUGUGAACUUGUCCAUGACGGGAGGGAUGUAAACGGGACAACCCCUUUUCCCUUCAAGAAUCAAGAAUUAGGGCCAUCAUUUGUCUCAAGCCGGACCAAGCGCUCAACUGCAGAGCAAGAUUGCAGGGUUGGGAAGGUGGGAGUGACUGAUCCAAGUAGCUCUGGUCUAGAUUUACGCUAUUGCAGUGCAGAAGAUAGUCAGGACUUGAUGCACCUUGAAAAAAGUUCUGAUAAGGGUAAGAUGAGCGGUUUUGUUUUGAGAGAGAGAACCCUGCUGGAAAAAGAAUCACAUGUGGUAGAAGAUGACUUAUUAGCAUUCGGUUUCACUGGUUCCCUAGAACUGCCACUUCUGCAGACAUCCUCAUUGCCAGUUAGAAGAUUAAGAUCUGCUGCAGAAAAUUCUUGGCCUCAGUUUAAGCAUAGAAAGGUUGAAGACCAACAAGCUAAUUUCUCCUCUGCCUCCCCUAGUUGUAGGGCGAAAGAGAUUCAUUGUAUAAGGGUUGGGGGUAAUUUAGGAACUGACUUACAAUCUCAAUAUGAUGGGGAUGUAGCACAAUCAAGUGGUGAUAAGAUUCCUGAUAUCGAAAAGCACUGGGAGGUGAAAUACAAUUUGACACAAGAAACUGAGCCUUCAGCGGAGAUGCAACUUGAGCAGGAUGAACUUGGCUUUGAAAAGAGAAAUCCUGGUUCAGAUGCCACCUCAGUAUUCAAGAAUGGACAUUUAGGGACAUCUAUUCUCUUGGGUUUCAUAAAUGAUACAGCUGAAGGAUUCCAAGAUUGCUCUUUUGAGAAUGUUGAAACAGCAGAUACAACUCACAUAGACCUGGAUGUAAGGAUGCCGGGUGAUGAAAUACAUUACAUAAAUAAGCUGCAUUCUGGAAAUAACAUUGCCUUAGAAAAUGAGGAUGACUUGACUCAUCCUGAGAGAAUGCUACAAUUGCCUUGUUUUGAGGAGGGCGUCCCAUUUUCACAUUCUUCAAUUGUCUCUCCUCAAGACAAGCACCUGGAUUCUCUUGAUGCUGAUCAAACUAUGCCUGAGUUUGAGCGCUUCAUGAUCGACACUGAAGAGGAUGGAGACGGGUUUAGUCUUGACAAAUUUGAUCUUCCUAGUACUGCAAUAGAACGUGCUAGCAUUCUGGAACAGCUUUGCAGAUCAGCUAGCAUGCAUACUCCACUGCCUAAAUUUUCAACUACUUUUAAAUUGCACAGAACACCAGAUUUAUACCAGUCAGUACCAAAUGGACUUCUUGAGCACACAGACCUGAGGAGCACCUUAAAUCUAAACGAUGGUGGGAAACAGCUUAGAGCCAGUUAUAGUAAUGUGGGUGAAGUGAAGAGUGCUUUCCAGGGGUCUUCACUUUCUGAUUGUGUGCCGUAUUCUGAUUCUCAUUUCAAUUGGAGCUUAAAAGAACAUCCUAUGUCUCCAGUUGGAAAGCCUUGGGAUUGGUUUUCAGUUAAAUCUAGUAGUUCAGAGAAGGAGCGGAGCUCAAAUCAAGAACUUACUUGCUUUCCAAUCGAGGAAGACCCUAACAUUAGUGAAGAGAACGACAAUGGAGAUGAAGAGGCCGAUAUAAUCCUAGAAGACACUUGUUCAGCACUUCUGAAUGGUGGUGCCAAAAGAGAACCACUUGCAGAGCUAACAGCAGUUUCUGCAGUGGAGAGAUUUCCAGAUAGAAGUAGUUUAGAUUCCGUAGACACUGAAGUCAGCGUCACUGAGGCUCAUAGCAAGGUCAGACAACCGCUUGGAAAUCGCAACAACAAUAAGAGGAGAUGUACAAAUGAGGCAAAGGAGAACAGCCAUUUUUCAGUUAGCACAAACUGUGAUAAGAAGGCUACAGAAUCACUUAAUAGCAGAUUCAGUAAGCCAAAAUUGUUGGGGAAAACUAGCUUGAGGAAAGGUAUGCAGGGUCUAUCAGAGAGGGAGCCAAAGCAUAACAAUAUUGUUACGAACAUCACUUCCUUUGUCCCAUUUGUUCAACAAAAACAAGCAGCUGCAGUUGCUACAGGGAAGAGAGACAUCAAAGUGAAAGCUUUAGAGGCUGCCGAGGCUGCAAAGCGCCUUGAAGAAAAAAAAGACAACGAACGAAAGAUGAAGAAGGAAGCAUUGAAGCUUGAACGAGUGAAAACAGAGCAAGAAAAUCUGCGGCAAAUGGAGUUAAAGAUGAAAAUGAAACAAGAGGAACAGAAGAAAAAAGAUGCUGAUAUGGCAGUAAGAAAAAGGCUGAGGGAGGAAGAAGGAAGAAAAGAGAAGGAAAGAAAAAGACAGCGAAUUGACAUGCGGCGACAACAAAGAGAUCAAGGGGACAAAUUACGCAAUCGGAAAGUGGAGAAAGAAGUACCACUCAGUACCAUAGAUAAAAAAGUGAUUUGUGGGACUCAAUCUGAUGACGAAUUGAGAAAAGUUCAGAAAAUGGGAAAUAAACAAGGAGAUGACAAUAUUGGCAAAAAGCCACACACAGAACUUGGGGCCUCUGAAAUUUUGACAAGAAAUCUCAGACAAGCAGCCCUUGAAGAUUGUGAAGCUUUUCCUCGCUGUGGUGAUACUGGGGAGCCAACAAGCGUGUUGAGUAAACCUACUGAAAGUAACGACCUGGUGGAGAAGACAAGUCGAGAGAAAUCAUACGAGAUUUCACCAUAUCAAUGCUCCGACGACGAAGAUGAAGAAGUGGAUGAAAUUCCGACCAGUAAAUAUAUCCCCUCAUGGGCAAGCAAAACUUCUGUGGCUCUUGUUCUUUCCUCCCAGCAAAAUAUCGACCCAGAUGUCAUAUUUCCCCCAGAAAGUUUUUGCAGUUCAGAUGAAGUUCUCCGGCCUCGAAAAUAACCCCUGAAAUAGGGGGCAAUGUUUGUGUUCUUGGUCUUCAAGAACAUGGUAACUAUAUAGCUUGGAUGAGAUCAACUGCGCCAAGAAAAGAUUUAUAGAGAGAGCAUUUUCAAAGAGUUCAGGAGCGUGAUUCAAGUUCAAGCAGCAAAGUUGAACAUAUAUCGUUUUGUUACUAAUGUUUUGGGGAGGGUGAUCUUGUGUCUCGAAAGAUCAGAGCUGUAGAGAUGUAUAUGCUUCAUUGCAAUGCUAGAUUAGAUGUUUCCCCUGCAAACGUAGGGAUGGGAUGUGAAUCUAGAUUCUCAUAGUUCCUCCUUAUGGUAAGUAAUGUAGUAGAAGUUUGAUCUUGAUCCGGCAAUAUCAGUGAUCUCAGAUUUAGCUCAAUCUGGGAAGAUGGAAAAAUUAUCAGCUCUUAUAAAUUUCAGAGUUAGAUUAUAUUUUCUUGUGUAACAUUCAUGGAUUAAAAUCCUGGGUAAAUAGUUGUUCUUCGAAACCAGUGUUUACUUCAAAA